Molecule: messenger RNA, 1649 nt
Organism: Manihot esculenta (cassava)
Lineage: Eukaryota; Viridiplantae; Streptophyta; Magnoliopsida; Malpighiales; Euphorbiaceae
Product: probable F-box protein At4g22030
Exons: 1
Coding region: 296-1558 (420 amino acids)
Source: RefSeq, a predicted model, not a curated record
UGCAAACAAACAGAACAUUAUUUUAAAAAUAACCGGGUCAAACCCAAUUGCCCGAUCUCUCUUGGACAGAAUUUUGAACUUGAAAAUUAUGAAUAAGGAACGAGUCCAGUCAACGCAAUCGGGCAGUUCAUAUUUUCAACGCCCAUGACUGCUUCUCCUCAGUUAUGUUCCUUACUAUCCCCUAAUAUAAAUAGCUUCUAUGGCGUCUCCCCAUUUUCAUUCAAUUCAUCAUCUUCUUCACCCACAAGAAACAAACCAAGCAGAAAAUUAAAGAAAGCCCUAUAUUAUUCAUCAUAUGGCUUCCCUGCAAGCUUCAGGUCUCAUCUCCUCCUCAAGAGUAUGUUCAUCAAAAAAAAUAAAUGCUGCAAUUUCUGUCCCCAAGCUUCCAAGAAUCCGUUUCCCAGAUCCAAAAACACCAUCAAAUAACUUGGUUGAGGAACUGAUUUUGAGAAAUGGGUUCACAAACACGAUCCCGGUAGAAAAAAGUGUAACUCUUCCCAGAAUAGAUAAGGAAACUUUUGUCAGUUCCUCAACAUCUAAAGCAACAACCAAGCUUUACGCAAUCCUUGAGGCUGUAGCUGAUAGAGUGGAGAUGCACAAGAAUGUGGGAGAGCAACGUGACAAUUGGAACAAACUUCUAUUAAACUCCAUUAACAUGAUCACUCUCACAGCUACAACUAUGGCUGGUGUUGCAGCAGCUGGUGGGGAAGGAUCUCCUCUUUUAGCAUUAAACGUAGGGUCAACACUCUUGUUUAUUGCAGCUACAGGGAUGUUGUGUAUAAUGAACAAAAUCCAGCCCUCACAGCUAGCAGAAGAGCAACGUAAUGCUACGAAAUUGUUUAGGCAGCUUCAAAGCCAAAUACAAACUACACUUGCUCUUUAUGAUCCUACUGAAUUGGACGUGAAGGAUGCAAUGGACAAAGUAUUGGCUCUUGACAAAGCUUAUCCACUUCCUUUGCUUGGGAAAAUGAUUGAGAAGUUUCCUGCAAAAUUUGAGCCAGCCGUUUGGUGGCCCAACACUAAAAACUUCCAAAGAAAUAGCAAAAGAUCUGGAAAUAAUGGAUGGAGUGAGGGGCUUGAAGUGGAGAUGAGGGAAGUUAUUGAAGUGAUAAAAGGAAAAGAUACAGAAGAUUAUAUGAGGUUAGGAAACUUGGUAUUGAAGAUAAACAAGGUUUUAGCCAUCUCAGGUCCAUUGCUCACAGGCAUUGCAGCUGCUGGGUCUGCAUUUGUGGGUAACAGUCCUUGGGCAGCGAUAGUUGCAGUGGCUGCAGGUGCAUUAGCUACCACAGUUAAUACGUUUGAGCAUGCUGUUCAAGUGGGUAUGGUGGUUGAAAUAUACAGAAACUGCGCUGGAUUCUUCUCACUUUUGGACGAAUCAAUUGAGUCCACACUAGAAGAAGCAGAUUUUGAUAGAAGAGAAGAUGGAGAAAUAUUUGAAAUGAAGGUGGCUUUACAACUUGGAAGGAGCACGUCAGAGCUUAGAGAUCUAGCCCAAAAAUCCUCUUAUUCUAGUAUAGAAGGAACCACCAUAGAUGAAUUUGCUAGCAAGCUUUUCUGAGUAUUAGAAUUGCUCUUUUUUUUUUUUUGUACAAAAAUACUAAUCCUGAUUGGUUCAUUCUUUUUUCUAGACAAAUUCUUUUUGUUUAUCA